AGUAAGCCGCGUCAGCAGCUGUCGCACCCCACCUGUGUACCUGGCAAGAGACCCGCGGCAAGGGGACUGUCACAGCACCGCAGAGGACGAUACAAGACUUGAUAAAUGAUACUAGGACGAAGUACGACACAUUAAUACCGUUAGCCCAAGGUGGUCGAAGUCCUGGGGAGAAUGAACGCUCGAUUUUUGUUUUAUUUUCUGGACCUCGAUAAGGUGAUUGACAGUGUUGAACGACUUGGACAAAAACCUCAGACUUGAAGUUCGUAAGGUGGUGGUAAAAGGAAUUUAAUUGGUUAAAAACGUUGCUUUAUUGCUGUUGCCCAUAGUGUUCUUUCCCCUGGUGGUUUUCUGCGUGCUUGGUUUCUGGGGCUUUCAACUCUGGACUGAACCAUGUCAUUACCAGACAUGGGUAGGGACCGGGAGAGUUUGUGUUCGCUCUUUCACGCUUGUGAUGUGGAUAAUUCUGGACAGAUUGAAAAAUACGAGUUUAUUCAAAUCUGCUCAGAGCUCAAUGUUCCACCGACGGAGAGAGAGCACAUCUUCUCUAAACUGGACACCGACAGAGACGGGACUAUCAAUCUAGCGGAGUUCAUUAGCGGCUUCCUCGGGAUCUCGGAGCAAGUGUAUUGUGGGAACAUGGAGAACGAGAGCUGGGAAGUCUCUUCUCCGGCCUGGGAAGAUUUCCAGACCCGACUGGGGGACCAUGCCAAGUUCAUACCCAGGAAUGAGCAGGCAGCCACGCUGUAUCAGAACAUCAGUAUGGCAGAGCCCAGGAUGGUGCCUCAGUAUGAGAGACUCAUCAUGAGUUUUACCAGAGAGAUCAAACAGCACAACGCUGAGAUGGAGAACCUGGCCCUGGCUGUCAAACGGGCCCAGGACAAGGCCUCCAUGCAACUCAGUGAGAUGGAGGAGGAGAUGGAUCAACGCAUCCAUACAGCCGAGAACAACACAAGGCUUCAGGAAGCCAAGAGGGCUGAGGCAGCUCUAAGUGAGCUGAAGAGGCACUAUGAGUCCGAGGUGUGUGAGCUGCAGCACAAGGUCCAGAAGAUGAAGCUGAUUGAAGACCAGUACAAGAACAUCAACAUGAAAGAUGAGUCUUCAACCCUAAAGAGGAAGAUCAACAAACUGACUCUGGAAAACCAGAGGUUGAAGCAGGAGUUGAUGCAGUCCCACACUAACAUAGCCUUCCUGCAGAGUGAACUGGACUCUCUGAAGAGUGACCUGACAGACCACAGCAUCAACUCGGAGGGAUACGAGGCGAUGAUGAGAGAGUUCUCUGAUGAGAGGGAUAACCUGGAGCGACAGAUAGAGAUCCUACAGGCAGCCAACAGGAAGCUUAAUGACAGUAAUGAUGGGCUGCUCAGGUCCCUUGAGAACAGCCUCAGCAAGAGCAACAAGCGUGAUAGCAGUGCUUCCCCAGCCAGCAUCAUUAGCAGGAGGAGCAGGAGCAACUGUUACUCAUCCCCAUACUUGGACAGGUUCUACCAGGCGGAUGUUGAUGAGGACGAGGACCCACUGGGAGGCCUGUUUGGGGGUGGUGGUAGGGGCUCCCUGGGGUGUCGGAGGCCUGGUCUGGAUACCAUAGCUCUGGCUCUGUGCGACCCAGGCAUGCAGCGCAGACAUAGCUACGAGGUGGACAGCCUGCCCGAGAGCUGCCUAGACAGCGGCAUGUCCACGCUGCGCGGCUCCAACUACGGAUAUGACUCUGAGCAGGAGGUCAAAGGGCACGAGGAUGAGGAGGAGGAGGGACAGAGGGUGGCCAGGAUCACAGAUGGCCUGGCGGAAGACAACUUUGACAACGACAUUGCAGAGGUGAUGGUGUUCGGAUCAGACAAUGGUUCUGUCCUGGACUGGAAACCCUUGGAACCAGUCAGCCGGAACAGCUCGGGAGCGUCCACACGCAAAGCCCUGUCCGCCAUCACCAAUGAGGCAAAGGAGAAGGAGUCAGCUGACCUGGGAUAUAUGACAUCAGAGAAGGCCUAUCGGGUGGUGUUGGCAGGUGACGCGGCGGUGGGCAAGUCCAGCUUCCUGCUCCGCCUCUGCAAGAACGAGUUUCGAGGAAACACCAGCGCCACCCUGGGGGUGGACUUUCAGAUGAAGAGUCUGGUAGUGGAUGGAGAGCCUACCCUACUACAGCUAUGGGACACAGCAGGCCAGGAGAGGUUCCGCAGCAUUGCUAAGUCCUACUUCAGACGAGCCGAUGGCGUCCUCCUGCUGUAUGAUGUCACCUGUGAGAAGAGCUUCCUCAACGUCCGAGAGUGGGUGGACAUGAUCGAGGACGUGUCCCAGGACAACAUCCCUAUCAUGCUGGUGGGGAAUAAGAGUGACCUGAGAGAGCAGGCUCUGCAGGACGGGAUCACCUGUGUCUCCACCAGCUAUGGAGAGAAACUGGCCAUGACGUAUAAUGCCCUGUUCUGUGAGACCAGUGCCAAAGACGGCUCCAAUGUCAUCGAGGCCGUGCUGCAUCUGGCCAGAGAGGUGACCAAGCAGGUUCAUGGGGCUGGAGACCAGGAGUCUGUGACUAACCUCUAUAGAAAUCCCAACAAGAAGAUGCCCACCGUCACCUGCUGCACAGGAUAAGAUACCAAACAGAAACGCUACUAGAGUAACCAAAACUCACCACCUAAGGAACCGCAUCAACAGAACACCACAACACUAGAACACUGUGUCCAACAGCAGAACAAGAGAACAAUGGGACUUCAGAAGAAAAGAACACAGGAGAAUCUGAUCAGAACACUAGAGUACUGUACCUCAACACUAGAACCACAAGACAGCUGGUUUUCUCAUAUAACAUCAACUGUACUGCUUAAUGCUAUAGGAUAACUCAUAUUGAGCUGUUAAGAAAGACAGCUAAUGCCUGUGUGUGUGUCUGUUUGUAUGAUUAUGCGCUUGCAUGAAUGCAUAGCUGCUUGUGUUAUAUGCAGACGUCAUUCACAUCCUGGUGAGUAGUGAAAUCUAAUCUCCUAUGCUGUUGAUUGUGUCUUCUGAAACCUCUGUGUGUACCCAAUAGUCAUACAUUUGAAGUCAGAAGUUUACAUACACUUAGGUUGGAGUCAUUAGAACUUGUUUUUCAACCACUCCACAAAUUCCUUGUUAACAAACUAUAGUUUUGGCAAGUCGGUUAGGACAUCUACUUUGUUUACAGACAGAUUAUUUCACUUAUAAUUCACUGUAUCACAAUUCCAGUGGUUCAGAAGAUUACCUACACUAAGUUGACUGUGCCUUUAAACAACUUUAUGUCAUGGCUUGAGAAGCUUCUGAUAGGCCAAUUUUACAUCAUUUGAGUCAAUUGGAGGUGUACCUGUGGAUGUAUUUCAAGGCCUACUUUCAAACUCAGUGCCUCUUUGCUUGACAUGAUGGGAACAUCAAAAGAAAUCAGCCAAGACCUCAGAAAAAGAAUCGUAGACCUCCACAAGUCUGGUUCAUCCUUGCGAGCAAUUUCCAAACGCCUGAAGGUGCCACGUUCAUCUGCACAAACAAUAGUACGCAAGUAUAAACACCUUGGGAGCAUGCAACCGUCUACCGCUCAGGAAGGAGA
Molecule: messenger RNA, 3538 nt
Organism: Oncorhynchus masou masou (cherry salmon)
Lineage: Eukaryota; Metazoa; Chordata; Actinopteri; Salmoniformes; Salmonidae
Product: ras and EF-hand domain-containing protein-like
Exons: 17
Coding region: 391-2580 (729 amino acids)
Biological process (GO): vesicle-mediated transport
Cellular component (GO): cytosol; perinuclear region of cytoplasm
Molecular function (GO): GDP binding; GTP binding; calcium ion binding
Source: RefSeq, a predicted model, not a curated record